GCUUUCAGACAGGGAUAGAUAUAUUCGGGAAGAAAAUAACACAUAAGGGUGUGUGGGCGACACAGGAGAAGGGGACAGAAUGAUUCUGGAUGCCACAUCUGGUGGAACAAGAGUCUAUUAAGUCCUUGUGUUAAGCAUGUGCAAUACAGAGAAAGGGUAAAACACACUCUCUGUUUUCCACAGCAGCAGCAACAAGACGGGCCAUCAAAGCAAGUGGGUUGACUCAUGAGCUGUCUGGGUUAUGGGGAAACAUCCCUGGGAUAACGAUGACAUAAAAAUGUGAAUCGCACCAGAAGUCUAUCCGCCUUGAAUGUCGAGAAUAAAAACAGCCCCUGCUAGCUGAGAUGGUUGGGGGCGGGGGGAGUUUGGUUGGAUGUGUUUACCCUUUUGCAAGGUCUCUGCAUCCUGGCUGAGACCUUAAGCCUGUGUUUGUUCAUUGCACAAGGACUCAGGAUCCGCUUCUCUCCCAGAGGCAUUUAAAACAUGCCAAGCUGCUGUUGCAUCAAAAACAAGCCUGUGCGUUCAGCAAACAGCAGCUGGGGAGCAGAGCCGCCGCGCUCACCCAGAGGGGAGCCUCGACCCGCUGGAACGGCAGCCAUGGACAUUGAGAAGGUCAACUCCAUGGACUUCGGAGAAUUUGUGGACGUGUUUGGGAAUGUCAUCGAGAGAUGUCCUCUGAUCGCAGCGGCUGUUUGGUCCCAGCGCCCCUUCUCUGGCUUGGAAGAUUUAGAGAAGCACUUUUUUGCCUUUAUUGACGCUCUUCCACCGUCAGGCCAAGAGGGCAUCCUGCGCUGCCACCCGGACCUGGCGGGCCGCGAGCUGCUGCGGGGCGCGCUCACCGCCGAGUCGCUGCGGGAGCAGAGCGGCGCGGGCCUGACGAGCCUGGGCGCGGCCGAGCGGCUCCGGCUGGCCGAGCUCAACGCGCAGUACCGCGCGCGCUUCGGCUUCCCCUUCGUGCUCGCCGCGCGCCUCCGCGGCCGCGAGGCCGUGCCCCGCGAGCUGGCGCGCCGCCUGCAGUGCCCGCCGGCGCAGGAGCUGCGCGCCGCCCUGGCCGAGGUGAAGAAGAUCGGCCGCCUGCGCCUCGCCGACCUCCUCGCCGGCCACCCCGCCCCGCGGUAGCGGCCGCGCCAGCCGGGGCCCCGGGACCGGGCCGCGCGGCCGGCCGCGCGCGGGGCGCCUGGAGCGGCGUCCAUGCGGGCGCACAAAGGCGGGGAGAACCGAGCCCUUCUGUCCGCCUCCCCGCUCGCGCGCGCUUUGCCCAGUAGCACCAGGUAGUUGCGCGCUUUGCCGGCGAUUCCCUCCGCUCUCUGCCUCGAUUCUGCACUCCCUUUGCGGCCCGCUGACACCACCAGCCUUUGUGGAUUUCGAAGCGCGUACCCAGCUCCGUUGGGCCUCCCCACCCUCUCCUGCUAAACCUGAACCCGGAACCGCAAGGCCACACAGACGGAAAAGGAAUGCUUUAUUCCCCAGCGGUUUGUCUGCUGCUGCUGCUUCCACCUCGGUUGCUGCACCCGGCGUUUACAUGGGAGCGGAAGCGUCUGCCUCGCUCUGGGACACCGAUGGGAGCCCAGAACGAGGACCGCAAAGCGCCGGGGAAGUGGCUUGGGGUGGGGGGACGGGGGCGGGAGGGUGCAGGAGAGAGCCCCGCGCUGGGCCCCCGCUGGGCCCGCGCUGGGCAGGCGGAGAAGGCUGGGAGGGGGGCUUCUCCAGGUUGACGGGCCUGAAGGUCAGGGCCGGUGGCCUCCCGUCUCUUCUGGAAGUCGGCCCAUGACAGCUGGUUCUUCAGAACCUCAGACUGCCCAUCCGUCAUUAAACGUAAUUUUUAAAAUAA
Sus scrofa (pig) is the source of this 1831-nucleotide messenger RNA. It is a transcript of the gene URAD, whose product is annotated as ureidoimidazoline (2-oxo-4-hydroxy-4-carboxy-5-) decarboxylase. The record is from RefSeq and is a predicted model, not a curated record. Gene Ontology annotation, cellular component: peroxisome. NCBI's taxonomy places the organism in Eukaryota, Metazoa, Chordata, Mammalia, Artiodactyla, Suidae. Gene Ontology annotation, molecular function: 2-oxo-4-hydroxy-4-carboxy-5-ureidoimidazoline decarboxylase activity. Gene Ontology annotation, biological process: urate catabolic process; allantoin metabolic process.